AUGCUUGCAAUUCGACUGUUGCCAACUCGGGCAGCCCAGGGAUCCCGAGUCCUCCAGGGCAAUGCCCGAUUUUCGCUCCAACAGCAGGGAGCCCUGUGCAUUCGAGGCACGUUUCGCCCUCGGUGCAUCUCCAACCUAACUAGAUCAUCGGGUUUAGCCCGGUUACCUACCAGUCAAUUACGAAUUCGGGGAUGUCAGGCUCCCUCCUACAGGACGUCCCUGCUCAUCAAGAGAUGGUCAACAUCUAAAGGGCCGGAAGACCCAAAGGAGUCCCACGAAUCGGGCUCCAAAACGUUGAGCUCGGCCACAAAACGCAUUCUUUCGAAAAUUCCCCUGCAAUCAAGCCAUGAGAAUAUCUACACAGUCCCUAAUAUCCUCACAUUCUCCCGACUGGUCGCCGCGCCCGUUGUGGGGUACCUACUCGUGCACAACUACCAUGCUGCCGCGCUAUCACUGUUCGCAUAUGCAGGCAUCACCGACUUGAUUGAUGGCUGGAUCGCCCGAAAGUAUCAUCUACAGACGGUCGUAGGCACGAUCAUCGACCCAAUGGCCGACAAGCUGUUGAUGACGGUCGGAGUGGCCUGCCUGGCAGUCAACGGGUCUCUGCCCGUAUGGCUCGCCGUUAUCAUUCUCGGUCGAGACGUUGGUCUAGCCAUCUCGGCUAUCUAUUACCGCUGGAUCUCGCUUCCGCCGCCUAAGACCAUGGCUCGGUACUGGGACUUCUCUCUCCCUUCGGCUGAAGUCAGGCCCACCGAGAUCUCCAAAAUCAAUACAGCGCUCCAGCUAGUGUUAGUUGGCAGUGCGAUCGCCCUUCCCGUGGUCCCCGAGGCGGUCAUUAGUGCCUGGCAUUUGAGCGAGGCCAUGACUGCAUUCCAGUACCUUGUGGCGGGCACAACCAUUUGGUCUGGUCUGAGCUAUGUCUUCUCCAACAACGCAGUGAAGAUUCUCUCGAAAGAAGAAGUCCAGAAGCGAAUCGCACAGGCCGCAGCGAAGAGAAAGCUCUAG
Penicillium maclennaniae is the source of this 1005-nucleotide messenger RNA. RefSeq names its product cardiolipin synthase. The transcript has 5 exons. The coding region runs from base 1 to 1005 and encodes 334 amino acids. Gene Ontology annotation, biological process: cardiolipin biosynthetic process. Gene Ontology annotation, cellular component: membrane; mitochondrion. The record is from RefSeq and is a predicted model, not a curated record. Lineage: Eukaryota; Fungi; Ascomycota; Eurotiomycetes; Eurotiales; Aspergillaceae. Gene Ontology annotation, molecular function: cardiolipin synthase activity.